AUGCAUUGGCUAUUCUUUGUUCUCUAUGAUAGAUUUGCUCAAUUUCUUCAAAUCCUCCCAUCAUGGAUUCUGGACGGUCAGGCCCCUGGUGUACCCAAGAAGUGGGCUAUUUGGACCCCAAGACUGAUUCUGAAGAGGAACCUCCACACAUCAUCAACACGAGAUCCGACUCAAAAGGGCAAGGAUGUACUUUGA
Messenger RNA from Penicillium malachiteum, 195 nucleotides. RefSeq lists its product as uncharacterized. Lineage: Eukaryota; Fungi; Ascomycota; Eurotiomycetes; Eurotiales; Aspergillaceae. The record is from RefSeq and is a predicted model, not a curated record. The transcript has 2 exons. Bases 1 to 195 code for a protein of 64 amino acids.